Recurvomyces mirabilis is the source of this 1635-nucleotide messenger RNA. RefSeq lists its product as uncharacterized. The coding region runs from base 1 to 1635 and encodes 544 amino acids. The transcript has a single exon. Lineage: Eukaryota; Fungi; Ascomycota; Dothideomycetes; Mycosphaerellales; Teratosphaeriaceae. Gene Ontology annotation, biological process: regulation of DNA-templated transcription; DNA-templated transcription. Gene Ontology annotation, molecular function: zinc ion binding; DNA-binding transcription factor activity, RNA polymerase II-specific; DNA binding. The record is from RefSeq and is a predicted model, not a curated record.
AUGUCGCUUCUACGGUCGUGUGAGUACUGUCGCUCGCACAAGAUCAGAUGUCUCUGGGACGCAACUUCCACCACAUGCACCCAGUGUCUGAAGAGGGACCAAACCUGCAAGAGGCGUGAGACUGUCCGGCAGCGUCACACCACCAAUCGUGCAUCGAGACCUGACAAAGACAUCGAAGGCUCGCUCUCGACGGGAACUCAGCUGGGUGGACUUGGUCAAACGUCGACUCAGGCUCUUGAAGCAAGGCUUGCACAGCUCGAGGAACGCCUCUCGAGUCUGGAUGGCAAUGCUGCUUUCCAGCCAUUUGCAAAGGAGGUAACUAACAGUACUAGCUCGGUGACUAAGAGCUCUGCACGUCCUGCGACGCAUGAUGACCUAGCAGCGACGAUAUACGAGAGCUCGACGCCCUCUGGUACCGAUCAUGCGGCCACAUUCUCAUUCCUCGCGCAUGGAGACCCGUCAGGCAUCAGACAAUGGUCUAUUGAAGACACAGCAAUGCCGAUAGGUGUACCGUUGAAUCGCAUGAAUGGCUUGAACAACGGUAAAUGCUAUCUCCCACCAGCGGAAGAAGCAUCAUCGUUACUCAAAGAAUACCUCCACGAGUGCAACGCGAAGAUCCCGCUCAUAGCUCCGGAGUACAUCAUACGACACGUACGUGACUGCUACACUGGUAUAGCAGACGGCUCACCUAUAUCAUGGGUCCUCACCUACAUGAUAUUCGGGAUGGCACAUCGCCUUCGUGCCAUGAGCCUGUUUCAAGUCCCUGAUGACACAUCAAGAGCAAAUUGGUAUCUUGACAAGUGUCUCGAGACGCUACCACGAUUAUUGAUGCAGGAGCCGUCGCUCCGACUCGUGCAAGCGCUGCUAGGUGUGGCGAUCUUACUGCAGACUUCUUCUCGAUACAAAAGAGCGACAUUAUUUGUCUCCACAGCCAUGCACAUGGUACAGGAUUUGGGUUACGAUGAUAUUGGGAUGGCCGAUGAACAUGAUUUGGAGCAGAAAGAACAGCAGUAUGUGUUCUGGAUCACCUUUCUUAUGGACACGGACAUGAGCUUCGCCUCUGUACGGCAGUGUAAGCAGUCUCUGACAGAGAUCAGCACUUCACUACCUGACGCUCGCCGUAGCGACUGGUGGGCUCGUGGUGCGCUGGAAGAGCAAAAUGAUGUGAACGUUUUCGCUCUACAUUCUCGGUUUGCCAUCUUGCAGGCUGGCAUUCUCGAACGACUGUUCUCAGUUCAGUCUCGGCAGCUGUCUGAUGUUGUCUUGGACAGUGCGUAUUAUGACGCCUUAGAUCGCUUGGAGCAAUGGCGUCGCUCGAGUUUUGUCUUCAAUCUAAGUGCUUAUAAUCUGCAUCAGGGUCUAUAUCGCUCUGAUAUCGUGCAUCUAGUGGUUCUGGAGACUGCAUACUUCCGCACGGUAUAUCAGCUUCGAGUUGCAUAUCUAAUGGGUUGGUUUCGUAAGCAUAUUGAUUCUUUCUCAGUCAGGGCUAUGGAAGUGAUGGCCAGAUGUGACGUUCCGGAGGGGUUCUGCAAGGACGCGAGGAGAGUACUAGAGCUCAGUGGACUGGUCUCUGGGGCGAACACGUCCAUCACUUGGUAUGAACCUCCAACACUACUGUUUUGGUGCGUUAACUAA